Molecule: messenger RNA, 7424 nt
Organism: Oncorhynchus mykiss (rainbow trout)
Lineage: Eukaryota; Metazoa; Chordata; Actinopteri; Salmoniformes; Salmonidae
Source: RefSeq, a predicted model, not a curated record
GGGCGUGGAACUUGAAUCUACUAGUACCAGCCACGGGCGCUCCCACAUAUACAUUUGAAGAAGUUCUAACAGAAGACAGGAGUGUUUUUACCAAUAAUGCACUAUAACGUUGGAUGCUGAUAAACCCCACCCCAGAAGAAGAAGAGUGCGAGUUGUUGAUAGAUAUCGGUUAGGGAUAUCCAUGUGUUCAGCUGAUCUGCCGGAUGUGAAAGAGAAAGGAGCGGGGCAGACUUUCUUUCAAUGUGCUGGGACGGAUAGAACUGACACAACAUGGAUAACGCCUAUGAAAAUGCCAGAUCAAGAGAAUGGAGCUAUGGUGAUGGAUACAGCCGCCAUAAUAUGGCUCAGUGGCAAAGUGCUCUCCCUGCUGGUGAAAGACAGUACCUCACCCAACAGGAAAGGGAACGACAGUGGCUGAACCAUGAGAAAGAAGCUGCCAUACGGGCCCACUACAACUCCCUUAGACAAAACUCUCCAAUGGACUUCCGUGGACAUGGGGCACAAGCGACCCAGCCGCCGCAUCUGUAUCAUCAGGACCAUCACAGAAUGGCUCCGAGUCAGAACAUAAGGGAUUGGCCAAAUCUCUAUGGACCCCUGAGAGGCCAGGCAUCCCCUAAUGUAACCUUACACCGCAGUGGAGAGAUAACAGAAACAUGGGCUAAGCAUGAACCCCACUUCCCCAGCUAUGAGUUUUUACCCCCACUCAUUGUCGAAAGAGGGCAUGAGGAUAUAACCCAUCACCAUAAAGCUGACCGGGAUUAUAUGGUUGGUCGGAUAGUGAAUCAUAACAAUCUCCAUUGCUUGGAAAGCAAAUGGCAGAUGUUAGAUCCCACCCAUUCAAAUGGACAUGCUAGAGGACAUUUUAAUGAACAUUCAAGGGGACAUUCUAAUUCCUAUUCCAGGAUUCAUUCUACUGAAUGCUCAAAGGGAAGUUCUAGGGGUAGGUCUAGUGCACGUUCUAGGGGUGGCUCUAGUGGACGUUCUAGGGGUGGGUCUAGUGCACGUUCUAGGGGUGGCUCUAGUGCAUGUUCUAGGGGUGGCUCUAGUGUAUGUUCUAGGGGUGGCUCUAGUGGACGUUCUAGGGGUGGCUCUAGUGGACGUUCUAGGGGUGGCUCUAGUGGACGUUCUAGGGGUGGCUCUAGUGGAUGUCCUAGGGGUGGCUCUAGUGGACGUUCUAGGAGUGGCUCUAGUGGAUGUUCUAGGGGUGGCUCUAGUGGACGUUCUAGGAGUGGCUCUAGUGGACGUUCUAGGGGUGGCUCUAGUGGACGUUCUAGGGGUGGCUCUAGUCGACGUUCUAGGGGUGGCUCUAGUGGACGUUCUAGGGGUGGCUCUAGUGGAUGUUCUAGGGGUGGCUCUAGUGGAAGUUCUAGCGUCCAUUUCAGCAGGUCUCCCAGGCUGGACUUCCAGGCUAAGCAUGUCAACCCUUUUCAAUCUAUGACCAACAGUUCUACAGACAUUCAGAACGCCAACAUCACUCCAACUGUUCCUAUGGUCAACAACAAACACAGUGAAACAACAUCAGGACAUACAACUGGUCCUGCGAGAUAUUCUACAUCACUUGUUUUUACAGAUUUCCCUUCCACGGGAGGUACAGAAUCUGGUGUUGUUGACCUAAAAGCAGCCCAGGUAACACAUGCAGACACCCAUGGUAUACUAGGACCUAGUGUUCCUUCCCAAGCCAUAACACAACAUACAGAUCAUCUUCCUGGCAAUGCUGCUCUGGUUUCUCACACACAGACCUCUACCACCCCUGAACAGCAACAUGCUUCCUCUCCUUCUCUCACUGACACCCCUCAGGAAAAACCUCAUAAACAUAAGAUCUCGCUCAAGGAAAUACAGCACUGGCCCCAGAGUGUUUUAAGAUCUAAAAAUGGACCUGUAAAUGGGAAUAACUCAACACAAGACCCCUCUCAGUCCCUACAAUUCAGCACAGAGAAGAUGUAUGUUUUACAAGCAGGCAAAACACAACUACAUCUAAACACCAAAGACUACCAGGCGAGGCCCCCUGAGAGGUUUAGUGAUGAGGACUCCGCUAUACGGCUGGAGAUUAAGUCCAACCCCAGGUACAUGACCCUGACGGCAGUCGCUACCGCUCCGCCGCCCCCCGUGGCUAUCGUCCCGCCAAUGGGUCCACAGCAGUCCCCAGAGCCCAUGGAGACAGAGAAUGCAGGCAAUGAGCUGCCAUUUAAGAUUUUACAGGCCUGGUCCAUCAACGAAAAACAGGCAGAAAACCUGUGGGAAAGAGCUAAAGAUGAUGCAAGUUCUCUCUCUGUCCUAAAUGAGAUGGUUCAAGUUGAGAGUCUUCUGGAGUGUGAUAAACCUGUAGAUGCAUCUGCAAUAAGUUCAAUGGCAUCUACAGGAGAGGACAAUGAUGAGGUCCUUCAGGUCAUCACACAAAUGGACAAGAGAUCACCUUCACCAUUUGUCCACACCAACCCUCAGGCAACUGAUAUUGUAUGCAUCGGUGGUGCCCAGAUAAUCGUGGAAGGUAGCUCUAAUGUUGCAGAUGAGAACACUCUUGAUUUGUCCACAAUUGCUGAAGUUCAGUUCAAGUUAUGUGCGCUGCAGCAACUGGAUACUUAUCUGGAGAGUGCGACAACAGUCACAGAGGCAGAGGAUGGUUGUCUCGAGGCCAUAUUGGAGUUGUAUCGGGGAGGGGAUACCUCUGACCUGGUAGAGGCUUUAAAAGAUCAAAUGGAUGAGAAAAUCAUGCAGGAUGUGUCUGCCUGGGCCGCAGAGGAUGAGAAGGCAGUGGUUCUCUUUGCAGUCAGUGGUAUAUCACUAGGGGAAGUGCUCGAGAAGUUUCCCAUUCCAGUACAUGUUGACACCUCUUCCCAAGUGGGUUACAGGUCGUCAUGGUUAAAUGUCAACGAGAAGCUGAAUGACAUUGACAAAGAUUCUGGAAGAGCUUGGUCUCUGUGGUUCAUACCAGAUAAAGCAGAGGACAGUUCCAAAGUGGUUGGGGGUGUCCAGAUGGAUGACACCUUCCACAGCAAGAUGGAGACUGUGGAAUUUCCUGCAGAAGCAAUAGACUCAGACCUCACAACAAACACACACCUCACGAUGGACGUAGACCCCCCAACAAACACAGACCUCCCAACAAACGCAGACUUAGAGACAGAACCCCUUUCCCCAAUGAUUUUGACCGUCCUCACACCAGAGGACGCUGUGAAACUGCUUGCUGAAACAGAGGCACCAGACACAGACCUCAAAACGGUCGUAGACCUCACAACAGACUCGGACACAGAACCCCUUUCCCCAAUGAAUUUGACCAUCCUGAGAUCUGAGGAUGCCAUGAGACUGUUUUGCCAGAUCGAGAAUGGCUCUGACCUCCAAUUCGCGUCCCCUGAAUCCUGCUCUAAAAACAAAGAUAAGACACAGACAAACCAACUAGAGAAUAUAGAAAGUGGCAGCUUAGAUAAGUCCUGCUACUGUCCUUGUGGUAUUGAAACUGACAAUGGGUUUGAAAUGGGCCUAUGCUCCAGUUGUCAGAGAGAGAAAGGAUUGCAGCAAGAUACAAGAUGCAUAACAAUCGCUCACUGCUUUACCAUGUCACAUAGAAAUGAUCAGGAGACAGAGGUCCCUAAGGACUCUGGGGGGAAGGUGACUGCUGUUGACAAUCAAUGCAGGGACAAGAAGCAGACACAUUCAACUGAAGAAGAGGGUGAUGACAAUAAGACACAGGGUGAAAUGCAGCAAUGGACAGGCGUCAUACCGAUCAUUGACUUUUUUUUCUGGUCAGAUACAAGUGAGGAUUCUGAUCAGGAGACAGAGGAGAGCUAUAAUGAACAACAUGCUCAGAUUGAGGCUCAUGCUUCUAGUGUUAAAAGGACAGAGCCUGAAACUGAUGCCAAAGCACCAUGUGAGUCAGCCCAAGAACGUACGACCCAAAGCAAAGUCAGUCCUGGUUCCGAGGAUAGGGAAAGAUGGCAAGAGAAGGACCAAGACUGCAGGAUGACUACAUUACCACUUCCCAAGGUUGAAAACCCCUCUAAGUUAAGAGCUAACAUCAUAGCAGACAACUGGUUUUCACCUAUAGAGGACUGUGGUUCACCUGUAGAAAAGUAUGACAAAGUUGCUGACUUUGUCACCCAAUACAAAACCUGCAAGUCAAAGCAAAAAGGACAUAAAAAAAUGGAAAAGGAGAAGUCCCUCCAUCCAACGUCAUCUGACAGGCAAAGUUACAAGAAAAGCCAUGGGAGAGCAGAGAGGGGAAGGACACCAUCCCAAACCACUAAGUGCUAUGGGUUGAAGGCAACUGUGGAUAAUCAAUGCAGGGACAUGAAGCCACAUGCACCACACAAGACGAGACAUUCAACUGAGAGUGAUGGAAAUCGAUGUAAAGACAAGAAGAGGGGAUCAUCAACUGUGAAAGCGUGUGAAGGCUGUCAAUCCAGGGACAAGAAGCCACCGAAGAGGAGACAUUCAACUGAGAAAGAGAGAGAGGAUAAUCAAAGUAGGGACAAGAUGUCACAGAAGAGAAGAUAUUCAACUGAAACUGACGGCAGGAACUCAAACUCCAAAGAGUUACAGUGCCAGUUGGUGGACAUAGAGAGGAGCAGUGGAAGCUCACUCCCGUGCCCUGGGGUGAAAACCCUCCAUGUGCAGGGAUCCUCAAAUACCACCGUUCCUCUCAAAAUCUCCAUAAACAUCCCCAAAAAGCCUUCCAUAAACGCCUCACCCUCAAAACAUGCAGAGGAAAUCCUCAAAAUCCCGAAGACUAAAGCCCAGAACAAAACUAACAGACACUGCUCCCUUGCAAAGUCGGUGUCUCCUGUUGUCAAAGAGAGGCAGAGGAAUGGCGGCAAACAAAAGCAAACAAUUCAAUGCUUAAAAAUCAGAUUGGAAAAGCUGUCCUUACCCCAAAAUCUUGUCAGGAAAGGUUCUCCACCAAGCCGGAAGAGGGAGGAAGGUUCUCCACCAAGGCAGAAGAGGGUGGCAGAUAGAGGAGAGCCUGAGGGUUUAGGGGUAAAUGUUUCUAGGCAUCCUGACUUGUCCAAGAAACUAAAACGUAAGGCACAGAGCGACUUGAAAUCCCAACAGAAUUUGACAAAGAUUCCGAAGAUGUUGAAUGGAGUGUUUUCAAAAAGUGAGUGUAAGAAUGACUCGCCGCCAAGGAUUCUGAAGCUUCCAAGGACUCCAGAGGUUUCAAAGGAUUUGCAUGAGAGAGAGAACAGGAAAGAGCCAUCUCCCAGUGCUUCCCCUGAAUCACAAAUGCUGGACAAACCUGCAAGAGUGGCACACAAGCCCAAAUAUUUUAUCAAACCUGCCAGUCCCAGUUGUUACAGCCCAGGUAGUCAUGCUUGCCCUAAUACGGCCAUGGUUUCACCGUCACAUAGCAACGUAGAUUUUUGUGAAAAAGUCUCUGCGAGGCAACAGGUGUUCUCAGAUUGGGAGAGCAGCUUUGUCCCGACUCCAACCCCCCGGACUUGCAGGCGAUCAGGGUGUCCUCCAGAGGAAGUGGAAGGUCAACAGGCCAGUCGCAGGUCCAGCUCGGAGACCAGGAUCAUCCGACCCAUUCUAAAACGUGUCGAUGCUCCGCCAAAACCCAAGCGGAACAUCAGCUUUCCUUUGAAUCCAAGGAACGUGCACUACUUCAAGCCCUGUGAAUAUGAAAAUUACGUCAUGUUCAACAGGUCUUACACAGAUCCGGAAGAUGCACAGCGCUCUGAUGAUGAAGAGGAAGAUGCUUCUGUGAACUGCCAGAACAAGAAGAAACAGCCCCCCGUUAUGGAAGCGAAGCAGCAAGAUAUAGGGGAGCUGAAGCCUGGACCAAGCGGUUUAUGUGAAAAGCGCUUCAAAAGGAAGUGGGAAAUGCAGGAGCCUGCUGCCAUUUUGAUGAAGGAGAGCAUUGUUCAGGCAAAGCAUUGGACGAAGUCUCUCCAUCGUGAUCCUCCAAAAGAAUUCAGACACUCAGCAAAAAUAACUGGAGUUGGUUACAAGUGGUCCGAGAAGCAGAAGAAGAGGCCAAAUGAAAUUGAAGAAAAAUCUCAGACCUAGACUGACUGACUGUUGGGUUCUGAUUGGAAUCAUCUAGAUGAAAGGGUUCCUCUCUGAAUGCAAGCCCCCUUCACGGUCACCAUCCAGGUUCCUCUCAGAAUGCAAGUCACGGUCACCAUCCAGGUUCCUCUCAAAAUGCAAGUCACGGUCACCAUCCAGGUUCCUCUCAGAAUGCAAGUCCCCGUCACGGUCACUGUCCACGUUCCGCUCAGAAUGCAAGUCACGGUCACCAUCUAGGUUCUUCUCAGAAUGUAAGUCCUUGUCACGGUCACUGUUCACGUUCCUCUCAGAAUGCAAGUCACGGUCACCAUCCAGGUUCCUCUCAGAAUGUAAGUCCCCGUCACGGUCACUGUUCACGUUCCUCUCAGAAUGUAAGUCCCCGUCACGGUCACUGUUCACGUUCCACUCAGAAUGUAAGUCCUCGUCACGGUCACCAUCCAGGUUCCUCUCAGAAUGCAAGUCCCCGUCACGGUCACUGUCCACGUUCCUCUCAGAAUGUAAGCCCCCUCGUGGUCACCAUUCAUCCUCCGGCCAGGGGAGAAGAGUUAAGCCAACAGCCAGGCACCAUAGCUCUCCCAUGGAUGAAUGGAACAAGCGGUGGUCGGGAGAGACGUGAUUCGUAAGCAUAUCAGUCGGACAUGACAGGAUACACCAGACAGAACAGUAGUUGAUGUCAACCUGCAAAGACAAUACUUUUACCUCAAACCUGACAUCGUGCCUAUGCUGUUCUUUAAAAAAAAAAACUUGAAACCCUACAUAUUUAGGCUACAUUAUGCAGUUUACUUCUCUACAUGUUUUCAUCUGUUUUUAAAUGAAUAAAUGACUGAUUUCUCUCCCUAAUUAAUAGGUUCGGUUAGCUGUGGUUGAAGUCAGAAGUGUGUAUUAUAUAGUAUGUACAUGUGUUAUUGUUACUCUUGACACCUAACGGUGAUUGGUGUUUGGUUACCUGUAUUCCUAUAGUAUUGUUUGCCUACAUUGUUAGGACACCAUCAUAGUGAUGGUAUCGGACAUUGUUUGUUUACAGUGUUUUCUAUUGCAACCAGAACCAAAACUUAAGGGAAGAAACCCGACAACUUUUUGUUGUUGUUGUAAUAUGUUAUUUUUUUAACGCUGGUGGUAAAGUGGGUAAAUGUAUCAUGGAUAUCGACAUUAAAUGAUGUUUGAAAGACAUUAUGUCGCUUUUUUUGAUGUGAUUUCUUGCACUGGUUUAUAGUUUUGUGGCCAUAGAUGAUGUUUCGGGUAUUGAGGAAUGUAUGUAGUUUACAGGUCACUGGUUUCAUACUACGUCCUAAAGUUGUCAAUCCCAUGUUUUGUUUUUAAUAUUUGUCAAUUUUUGUCCGUUUUGAUGCUGUAUUGUUUUUUUUAUGUACACCUCUGUUUACUGUAUUGUUAUGGCACUGAAAUAAUAUAAAUAUAGAAAAUAU